AGAGAACCAUCGGCCGAGUCCUCCUCCUGCCGUCGCCCGGAGAAGGAGUCGCAACACCGGUCCGUCUCCACCAUGGCUGCUGCGAGGUUCGGAAUCUUGGCCAGGUCUUUCUCCACCUCGGUGGCUACCAGGCAACUGGUUCAGCCCCCAGUGCAGGUAUUUGGAGUUGAGGGCCGAUAUGCUACUGCUCUUUACUCAGCAGCCAUGAAGAAGAAGUCCCUUGAUGCUGUAGACAAGGACAUCAAGGAGCUUUCUGGUCUGUUGAAGACUGAUCCCCAACUGAAGGAUUUCCUUACCAACCCUCUGCUGAGCAAGGAUCUCAAGAAGGAGGCCAUCAACUCUGUCCUGGCCAAGAAGAAUGCUAGUCCACUGACAGUCAACCUCUUUGGUGCUCUGGCUGAAAAUGGUCGUCUUGCCAGUGUGGAUGGUGUCCUGAAUUCCUUUGGUGUCAUCAUGGCUGCUGUGAGAGGAGAAGUCAUUUGUGAAGUUACAACUGCCAAGCCUCUUGAUGCAGCCAUGAAGAAGGAAUUGGAAGCAUCACUGAAGGCUUUCCUCAAGAAGGGCGAGUCCCUGCAGCUGACAAUGAAAGUGGACCCAUCCAUCAUUGGCGGAAUGAUCGUCUCUAUUGGCGACAAGUAUGCCGACAUGUCCAUGGCAUCCAAAAUUAAGAAGUUCACAUCUCUUCUUGAACAAGCCGUUUAAUUUUUUUUCUUGUAUUUUUAUAUUCUAAAGAAAAUCAGAGCAUCAAGCUUUGAGUAACGAAAAAAUGUAGGAAGCUGACAUCUAGAUUUGUUACCACCAGUGGGAAUGUAAAUGUUCAAGUAAAUUGUGGUAACAAUGAAAACACAAGGAAUGCAUUCCAGGUGACCAAGUUAAGUUCGGAAUGUAAAAUGAAUGGAUUUGAGGUUGUUGCAACCCAGUGUUUCCAGUGGAACUGUACAAAAUGGAAAUAUUACUAUAUGUAAAUUAAAAAUUUUAUGUAAAUUGUAUUUAUUUCAAUCAGACCUUUCAUAUUUUACAUGAAAGUAAUUCUUCUGUCUUCAUCUGAAUGUUUCCCCUUAUUAAUAAACCAGUAUGGUUA
Messenger RNA from Penaeus monodon (black tiger shrimp), 1081 nucleotides. It is a transcript of the gene ATPsynO, whose product is annotated as ATP synthase subunit O, mitochondrial-like. Gene Ontology annotation, molecular function: proton-transporting ATP synthase activity, rotational mechanism. NCBI's taxonomy places the organism in Eukaryota, Metazoa, Arthropoda, Malacostraca, Decapoda, Penaeidae. Gene Ontology annotation, biological process: proton motive force-driven mitochondrial ATP synthesis. The record is from RefSeq and is a predicted model, not a curated record. Bases 73 to 702 code for a protein of 209 amino acids. The transcript is spliced from 6 exons.